Messenger RNA from Cutaneotrichosporon oleaginosum, 525 nucleotides. RefSeq lists its product as uncharacterized. The record is from RefSeq and is a predicted model, not a curated record. Lineage: Eukaryota; Fungi; Basidiomycota; Tremellomycetes; Trichosporonales; Trichosporonaceae.
GCCUCUUCACCUCUGCACCAUGAAAGUCCUCCUGCACCUGAAAAACGAGAUGACGAUGACGCCGCUGCCCCUCCGCACGGGCUGGAAAAUCAUGACGGUGACCAAGGCGAACACGUUCGUCGGGGACGCAGUGGGGACCGGCGCGAGCGCGUACGUCUCCGUCGCGAUGCCGGGGGGCUGGCAGCGGUUCGAGGGCCAAAUCUACUUUGAAGGCACGAUGGCGGGGCGCGACGGCGGCUUUGUGAUCGCUGCUACGCGCGGACGCAUGGGCGAGCGCGUCACGGCCGAGUGGGAGAUCGUGCCCGAAAGCGGGACGGGGGCGCUCGCGGGCGUCUCGGGACGGGGCGCGUAUCUCGCCUUCCCGCCGUUCGAGGAGGGCAAGUGCGAGAUGGAGGUGGAGUUUGCGUAGAUUUGUUUGGUUCGGCGGCAGAAGAUUCGUAGCUGUGUCAAGUCAUUCGCACCAGUCCGCGGCUCGCUCGCGUGUUAGGAUGCAUUGCUCGAGGUAUCGUGUCAUGCAUGGGAAGC